GUUCAUUCCUCAUUUUAUUUUUCUCGAUUUUGCAAAUUUAUUACUUACAAUAUGGCUUUGAUUUCUUCAAAAAUAAAAUUCAACUCAUCCGAGAAAGAGAUAAUUCGCGAAAAUGCGGUAUACGAUAAUCUAAAAAGAUUGUCUGAAGCAACGGGCUAUUCGAUAAGUCAACGUAACGGACAAAGGGUUUAUGGGCCACCACCGAACUGGGAGGGCGGUAAGCCUCAAAGGGGAUCCGAGAUUUUUGUAGGGAAAAUCCCUCGUGAUAUUUUCGAAGACGAGCUCGUUCCCCUUUUCGAACAGGUGGGUAAAAUUUAUGAACUGCGUCUAAUGAUGGACUUCAGCGGAUUCAACCGGGGCUUUUGCUUCGUGACCUAUUGCGACAUUAAAAGCGCCGACAAUGCCGUCAAACGAUUCGACGGGUACCUUUUAAGACCCCAAAGAAAACUUGGAGUCUACAAAUCUGUAGAUAAUUGUCGUCUCUUCAUUGGUGGUCUCCCAAGAGACAAGAAGAAGGAAGAAAUUACACAAGCAAUAAACGAACAAGUUGAAGGAAUAAUGGACGUAAUUUUAUAUCCUUCUCAAUACGAUAAUAACGAAAAUCGCGGUUUCGCCUUUGUAGAAUUCGAAAAUCAUCGUUAUGCAGCGAUGGCGAGACGUCAGUUAGCACCUGGUUCAUUCCAGUUGUGGGGGGCCGACAUUGUCGUUGAUUGGGCAGAUCCCCUCCCAACUCUGGACCCCUCCGUCAUGGCCCAGGUUACUAAUUUAUAUAUUCGCAACAUUUGUGUCUUUAUGGACACACAGACAUUUCUGAACGCAAUACUGGUCUACAUACCCGCGAUAAGAAUCCAUAAGAUUCACAAAGUCCUUGACUACGCGUUCGUACAUUUUAGAAGAAGGGCUGAUGCCGAAAUUGCGCUAAAUGCCCUCAAUGGGGUGUCAAUUGGUGGUCACAAAAUCGAGGUUACUUGGGCACGUCCAAAAAUAUACAGCAAAAAUUAUAGAAUGAACACACCACCAACAAACUUUUGCACGUAA
Agrilus planipennis (emerald ash borer) is the source of this 1038-nucleotide messenger RNA. Its product is annotated as RNA-binding protein 47-like. NCBI's taxonomy places the organism in Eukaryota, Metazoa, Arthropoda, Insecta, Coleoptera, Buprestidae. Bases 52 to 1038 code for a protein of 328 amino acids. The record is from RefSeq and is a predicted model, not a curated record. Gene Ontology annotation, cellular component: nucleus. Gene Ontology annotation, molecular function: mRNA binding. The transcript has 4 exons.